AUGUCUGAAUUGAAACCAUCCGAAAUGGCCAAGGUGCCCGACCCUGAAGUAAACAUUGCCGAAAGCACUACGUAUACAGAUCCCGAGGCCGAGAGGUCCUAUGUUAGGAAAAUUGAUUUCAUUGUGCUUCCAACACUAUGCUUGAUGUACUUCUUUGACUGUAUGGAUCGGAGCAAUUUGGCAAAUGCAAAGACAGAUGGUCUGGACAAGGACUUGAAUCUGAAGGGGAAUGACUAUUCCCUUUUGAUUCUGCUCUUCUAUAUUCCCUUUGGGUUGUUCGAUCUGCCAUGGAAUCUUUUGAUUAAAAGAUUUUCAGGCCGACUUAUGCUGUCUAUAAUGUCUUUUGUAUGGGGAGUUCUAGCACUAUGCCAAUGCGCCGCUAAGGAUUUUGGCUCUCUGCUUGCGAUUCGCAUCAUAUUGGGUGUUUUUGAAGCUGGCUUCUUCGCCGGAGCUACCUUCUACCUCACGUUGUUCUAUAAGCGCGGAGAAAUGGGAUUCCGCUUGGCCAUCAUGCAGUCCUUUGCAGUUCUGGCAUCUGCGUUUAGUGGGCUUAUCUCCUUUGGAGCUUUCCAGAUAAACAACCCAGCAGUCAAAGGAUGGCAGUGGUUGUUUAUUAUUGAAGGAUCGAUGACACUACUCACCGGAGCUGUGGCAUUUUUCCUGCUGCCAGAUGGGGUACGAAGCGCCUGGUUUCUGUCUGACAGAGAGAGGGCGGCAGCGACAGCACGUCUGCUACGGGAUACCUCAUCGGAGGUGAAUACUCCAUUCGAUCUCAAGUCUGCCUUUGAGACAUGGAGCGACUGGAAGUUCCCAGUGUGGUGUUUGAUUACCUUCACAUACCCUGUUGCCUAUGCCACUGCAAUGAAUUUCUUCCCGUUGAUUGUCCAACGACUGGGAUACUCUGUCAUCAAGACAAAUCUCUGGACGGUAGCGCCAAAUCUCGUCGGAGCAGUAUUCCUGCUAUGCGUGGCCAAGUCAUCCGACUAUUUCCGUGAACGAACGCUCCACAUUGUCUUUUCCUUGACCGUUUCAUUGAUCGGAAUGAUUAUAUUAAUAGCCAUUGAUGUUCAGAGCAACAAGGGAGUAGCAUACUUUGCUUGUUUCCUAAUGGCAGCAGGAUCAUAUAUUCCAUCGUGUCUCGUCCACGCAUGGCACAACAAUAACAACGUACACGAGAACUCGCGAGCUGCCAAUACGGGCUUUUUUGUAGGACUGGGCAAUAUCGCUGGAGUAUUGAGCGCGGGCACAUUCCGAACUCAAUAUGCACCAAAGUAUCUGCCAACUCUCAUCGCAACUUGUUGUUGCAAUGCAGUUUGCAUUGUCCUUGUUCUCGGAUUGGGAGGCUGGAUGAGAAUGGAAAACCACCGCCGGGAUAGCAAACAGGGACUAACAUUGAGAGAGGACCAGACUGAUACUAGUCAGUUCAAGGAGGGCGAAAAGAGUCCAGAGUGGAGCAAGAGCUUCACGCGUGCGGAGCACCUGCGCCGUCAUGCGCUCAACCACGAACAGGCGCGAAAUGGGUAUACCUGCGAGCGUUGUUCUGUUCACUUUCAACGCUCGGAUUUGCUAGCGCGACAUAUGGAGCGACAUGAGAAACGGGAUCUCGAAGCCGGAGGACCCGGGCAGGGGACAUUGAAGACACGAAAGAGGACCCGGAGAGCUGAGGACGGUUCUAUUAUUGUUCGCCCUUCACAGCGACAAUUGAGGACAGCCGCUGCAGCUAGAUCCCCUAUCUCCGCCAAUAGUUCCAGUCAAGAGCCGGAACUACGAGAUGAGGAAGAGUAUUUCCAUGAUGGUGUCCCCUUGUCACCACCUGGCUCAGGCACUGACCCAACGUCAAUCUCUAUGGAUGACACAGAUCCCUUCCUAGCUUCUUUGGUGCCAGCUGGACCUUUUGAGCAGUAUGUUGAGCCAAUGCCUGGACAGUUUGAUGCGGCGGAUGGAUCUUUUGGUGUUGAGUUGAAUGGUAUUGGCGAUUAUUUUGGAAUGGACACUGCAACCGACUUCAAUCUCCCAUUUGCAGCAACUUCCAACUAUAAUUGGCUCUUCGAUGUAUCCUCGCUCGACGAUGCUUUUCAUCAAUUCAACAUGCCUCUCGGAUUCGACACAGCCCCUAUGUUCGAACAAUUUGAUUCGAAUCCCGCGGAAGUAAUGGAGAAAUAUGAUGGUCCAUCGGCCUUACUCAUGGCGUCAAUUAUGGACAGAGGCGAGAUGUUCGGGGAAACCAACUCACCUGCAGUACCCAGCCUCCCCGACCUGGACUGGAUGUCUGGUGCGGCGACGCUGGAUCCGAAUCCCCCAACGAACCUACCGAGAAUAUCCGAGGAAGCUAGAAAGGGGAUUCUAGCAAUAGUGUCACACGCACAUCCAACAAGCCUUGAUGGACAUCCCACGGUGCUUGACUCGCCGCUCCUGACACUCCCUGCACUCCAGGCAUACUGCGAUAUGUUCUUUGAUCGCUUUAAUACCACAUAUCCUCUGAUCCACCAGCAUACAUUCGACCCAAGCACCGCACCACCAGUGUUCCUCGCCUCAAUUUUGUUCAUGGGUGCGACAUACAGCACGCGCGAGGCCCACCAAUUAGCAGUAGAAGUCCACGAUGUCCUCCGAAGCCAGCUGCUCUGUCAUCCGGAUUUCUCACCACAAGCUGACCUGUGGGUUUUGCAGACUAUGCUUCUGAUAGAUUGUUUCGGCAAGAUGCGAGCUGGACCCAAACAGCGCGAGCGCGCACAGCUGUUCCACUGCGUGUUGAUCAAAAUGAUCAGGCGCAGCAACUGCUGUGGUAUACGCGACUUGUCUAACGUGGAUCAAUCAGGGGAUCUGGAUCAACUGUGGCGACAGACUAUGGAGGAAGAACAGCGUAAGAGAGUAGCCAUACAUUGCUUCAUGUGGGAUACGCAGCAUGCAGUGCUAUUCUCGCAGUCGCUAUCCUGGGGUGCGUCCUCUGCUCGAGAAUGGUCGCAGCACGCCUUCCGAGAAGAGAAUCGCCCAUUCCUUACCGUGUUGAAAGGAUACAUUACACCAGCGGCUGUUGCCCGACCGCGAGAUCUGAAUGUCUUCGCUCGAAUCGUUGUGCUGCACGGGUUAAUGUCUGUAUCUGCGGAUUUAAAACGUCGCGAUCAAACAACCCUACGGUCGGAGACCCCCGAGCGCGUCGGAGCUUGGACGCCGCGUAUGGGUCGGUCCUAUGAUCUGUGGAAAGUUGACUUCGACGCCGAUUGUCUUGCUAUUAAACUUGCUCAGACUGCCAGUCCUCGUCAGUUCACAGGGCUCAAGAUAUCUGGAUAUGCCCUCUACCAUGCAGCGUAUCUCGCGCUGAAUGUGGAGGUGCUCGAUUUGCAGAUUGUCGCUGGUGCGUGUCAGAUCCUCGGCCGCACAGUGACUGAGGCUGAUCAGGCACGGUCGCUGCGUAACAUUACGAGGUGGCUGCAGGAGGAAUCUGGGCCAUCUUGUACGACUGCGCGACAAGCGGCAUCUUUACUCCAAGAUGCAGUGUUGAGUCUUCAUGACUGGGACCAGGCAGAUUCCUUCCAUUUCCCUUGGUGUUUGUAUCUAUGCACAUUGGCCUGCUGGGUUUUCCAUCGUGGACCCAAUCUUACCUCUGAGGAGAACCGAGUGAACACCGAUCUGUCUUCUUUGAUCGUGAUGCUAACGAAUUGUCCCAGUUUACCAGAGCUAGCGGCUCUAUCUGGCAAAUACUGCCCUCGCCCUCUUGCAGCGGCUAUGGCUAAACAACUAGCGACAGUCCGAUGGGCCGUUGUUCACGAUGCUAUGAAAGUUUUGAUGAGAUUGUCAUGA
Messenger RNA from Penicillium expansum, 3798 nucleotides. RefSeq names its product MFS transporter/fungal specific transcription factor domain-containing protein. The record is from RefSeq and is a predicted model, not a curated record. Gene Ontology annotation, biological process: DNA-templated transcription; transmembrane transport. The coding region runs from base 1 to 3798 and encodes 1265 amino acids. The transcript is spliced from 10 exons. Lineage: Eukaryota; Fungi; Ascomycota; Eurotiomycetes; Eurotiales; Aspergillaceae. Gene Ontology annotation, cellular component: membrane. Gene Ontology annotation, molecular function: zinc ion binding; DNA binding; transmembrane transporter activity.